This is a messenger RNA of Myxocyprinus asiaticus (Chinese sucker), 2208 nucleotides long. Its product is annotated as deleted in malignant brain tumors 1 protein. The transcript is spliced from 8 exons. Gene Ontology annotation, cellular component: membrane. NCBI's taxonomy places the organism in Eukaryota, Metazoa, Chordata, Actinopteri, Cypriniformes, Catostomidae. The record is from RefSeq and is a predicted model, not a curated record.
AUUUUGGAAAAGGUACAGGACAAAUAUGGAUGAACAGUGUAAAAUGUUAUAGGACUAAAUCUACUCUAAUAAACUGUAGACCAAAUGGAUUGGGGAACCACACUUGUGGGCAUGAAAAAGAUGCUGGUGUCAUCUGUGGAGGCAACAUUCGACUGCUAAAUGGCAGUGACUCUUGUUCUGGGAGAGUGGAGGUUUUCUAUAAUGGUCAGUGGGGAACAGUGUGUGAUAAUGGCUGGGAUCAAUCAGAUGCUGCAGUGGUGUGUAGAGAGAUGGGCUGUGGAGACGUUGUAGAGACAAAGACUGGUGCUUAUUUUGGACAAGGUUCUGGAUCAGUAUGGUUGGAUUAUGUAUGUUGUUCCGGGAGUGAAUCUACAUUGAAAGACUGUGCAUCAAAUGGAUGCGGAAAAAACAACUGUAAGCAUUCAAAGGAUGCUGGAGUCAUCUGCCAAUCUGUCAAGUUGGUGAAUGGUGACAACUUUUGCUCUGGAAGAGUGGAGGUUCGUCAUAAUGGCACAUGGGGAACAGUGUGUGAUAAUGGAUGGGAUCUAUCAGAUGCUGCAGUAGUGUGUAGAGAGAUGGGCUGUGGAGAUGUUAUAGAGACAAAGACUGGUGCUUAUUUUGGACAAGGUUCAGGGCAAAUAUGGAUGGAUGAUGUACAAUGUACAGGGAUUGAAUCUACACUAAAAACCUGUUCAUCAAAUGGAUGGGGAGUACAUAACUGUGGGCAUCAACAUGAUGCUGGAGUCAUCUGCGUAGGUAAGGCUGUAUGUAGCAGUACCACAAUACAGAAUUUGAUCUGUCAAACUGGAAUAAUUCAAUAAUGCUCUCCCUGUUUAACUCAUUUAAUUUAUGCAACAGGCAAAGUUCGAAUGCUGAAUGGCACCAACUCUUGUUCUGGGAGAGUGGAGGUUCUCUAUAACAGAACAUGGGGAACAGUGUGUGAUAAUGGCUGGGAUCUAUCAGAUGCUGCAGUGGUGUGUAGAGAACUGGGCUGUGGAGAUGUUCUAGAGGCAAAAAGUGGAGCUUAUUUUGGACAGGGAUCAGGUCCAGUAUGGAUGAAUAAUUUGAACUGUAAUGGAACAGAAUCUAGACUGAAGAACUGUGAAUCAAGUGGAAUGGUACUGCAAAAAUGUGGACAUGAAAAAGAUGCUGGUGUUAUCUGUGAAGGUAAAGUUCAAUUGGUGAAUGGCAGUAACUCUUGUUCAGGAAGAGUGGAGGUUCUUCAUGAUGGUCAGUGGGGAACAGUGUGUGAUAAUGGAUGGGAUCAAUCAGAUGCUGCAGUGGUGUGUAGAGAGAUAGGCUGUGGAGACGUUAUAGAAAUAAAGACUGGUGCUUAUUUUGGACAAGGAUCAGGACCAAUUUGGAUGAAUGAUGUAAACUGUAGCAGGAAUGAGUCAACACUAAAGAACUGCAAUUUGACUGAAUGGGGAACUCACAUUUGUGAGCAUGAGAAAGAUGCAGGUGUUAUUUGUGGAGAAACUGGCAGUUCAGAUAUGGGUGAUGGAGUAUUAAUGGAAGCAUUGGCUGAAUAUGAAAGUCUUAUAGGUCACUUAACCUUUAUCAAUGAUUCAAAAAGCUGGAUUGAUGCAUUGCUGUAUUGCAAAACUCAUCACCAGACUUUGGUGUAUAUUUUAAAUGACACGGUACAAGAUUACAUCACUCAAAUGCUGCAGGGUGAAGAAAUCACCAAUGGAGUGUGGAUAGGGCUUGAACGAAAUAUGCUCUUCACUUGCUCUCCCUGGCUGUGGACCGGUGGGCCGUAUGUGGACCAUGCACUGUGGCACAGCACCUUCCCAGUGGACCCAAUGAACAAGUUUUGUGGAAAACUGAUAGAGGAUAAAGAUAAUACUUUUGGAUGGGUGGAUGCUUGCUGUCACGAGUACCUCCCUUUCAUCUGUCAGGGAUGAAACACUAGAGGUAGCUACUUCCUACUUUGGAGUCUGUGGCAUAUUACAGAAAAUAAGAAAGUCCAGAUGCCCUGAAGGUCUCUGCUUUGUGUGGAAAACAAACAAACAAACAAAAAAGUAAUAUAACAGUAGCCUAAUAUGCAGCAGUUAGUGGUAUGCAUUUGUAACUGAUAGCGAUGACAUUAUUUUCAUUAUAAAAUACUUAAUAAUUAUUAAGGUCUCUUUUUGCAAUGGCUUUUUGUCAGUGGUAUUAUGCUUUUUUUUUUCUUUUUUUUUUUUUUGGAUUGUAUUGCAGGUUGAA